CCCCCACCCUCACCCUCGUCCCCGGCCGACCAUGGGAAUAAACGGAACCUUCCGUUCGGCGACGCCCAACCCAAUAGGGCCGACGCCUCAGCGGCCGGCCUAUAAGAUCCCACCUCCUCGACGGUCAAGUAACUCCGUCGAUACUCGAUAGGAUCGUCAUAGCUGGAGCCUGGAGAGACGAUGCUCAAUGGCGCCCUCUUCUUGCUCGUCUGCGCGGCCGCACGAGCUGCUGCUUCGGGCGGAGACGGCCCGCUGCUGAACGGGAACUUCGAGUGCGCGCCCAACAGGUCCCAGAUGAACGGCUCGAGGGUGAUGGCGGCGAACGCGAUCCCGUACUGGAAGGUCACCGGCUUCGUGGAGUACAUCGAGUCCGGCGCGAGGCAGGGCGACAUGGUCCUGACGGUGCCGGAAGGCCGGCACGCCGUGCAGCUGGGCACCGACUCCUCCAUCCGGCAGCAGCUCAGCGUGACGCGCGGCAAGUACUACUCCAUCACCUUCAGCGCCGCGCGCACCUGCGCCCAGUCCGAGAGGCUUAAGGUGUCGGUCGUCCCCGGCGACGACGUCGUGGCCGACGAGCUCCCCGUCCAGACGGUGUACACCAGCAGCGGCUGGGACUCCUACUCCUGGGCCUUCAAGGCCAAGCAGGGCGUCGUGUCGUUCAUCAUCCACCACGGGGACGACCAUGCGGAGGACCCCGCGUGCGGUCCCGUCAUCGACUGCGUCGCCAUUAGAGCGCUCAAUCCUCCUCGAGCCACCCGCAACAACAUGCUGAUAAAUGGGGACUUCGAGGAGGGGCCAUACAUCACCCCGGGCUCGCCUUGGGGGGUCCUGGUGCCGCCCAUGGACGAAGACGACACCUCGCCGCUGCCGGGCUGGAUGGUCAUGUCCUACUCCAAGGUGGUCAAGUACAUCGACUCGGCGCACUUCCGGGUGCCGCACGGCGCCCGCGCCGUGGAGCUGGUGGCCGGCGUGGAGGUCGCGCUGGUCCAGGAGGUGGCCACCGUCCCCGGCAGCUCGUGCAGGCUGCAGUUCUCGGUGGGCGACGCGGCCAACGGGUGCGUGGCGUCGCCCAUGCGCGUGCAGGUGGCCACGGCGCGCGGGAGCAAGAGCGUGCCGUACAACUCGAAGGGCACGGGCGGGUACACGCGCGACGCGCUCGACUUCACGGCGGACGGCAACACCACGCGGGUGGUGUUCUACAGCUCGGGCUACCACACCACGUCCGACGGCAGCGGCACGCUCUGCGGGCCCGUCAUCGACGACGUCUCGCUCGUCUGCAUUUCACGCCCGCAUGCUCGCCGGUUGCUCCGCUGAUGCGUUGCACGUGCUGCUAGAGUGUGAUUUUUUCGGGAGAGCGGCUGCUGGGAAGUGGAAAAUCACUCCUGUUCCUUCUUUUCGUAAGAAAUAGUCGACCCUC
Messenger RNA from Triticum urartu, 1417 nucleotides. Its product is annotated as protein DUF642 L-GALACTONO-1,4-LACTONE-RESPONSIVE GENE 2. Lineage: Eukaryota; Viridiplantae; Streptophyta; Magnoliopsida; Poales; Poaceae. The record is from RefSeq and is a predicted model, not a curated record.